Molecule: messenger RNA, 6935 nt
Organism: Mytilus californianus (California mussel)
Lineage: Eukaryota; Metazoa; Mollusca; Bivalvia; Mytilida; Mytilidae
Product: eukaryotic translation initiation factor 5B-like
Exons: 4
Coding region: 141-755 (204 amino acids)
Source: RefSeq, a predicted model, not a curated record
ACAUCCGUAGUACAACAACUCAAGCAUGAACUUGUCAAACAAAACAAAAUUAGACGAAGAGGGAUAAAGUUGCACUUUCUGUUUAUAAAACAUUAACAUUUUGCCAAUGGAUUUUUACCAAAAAUAAAUAAUGGCAAGAAAUGGGAUGUGUCUCAGCACGAAUACUUUUUGAAGACGAAGAAGUCAAGAAACCAAUAACGAAGAGAUACAAGAACCCUAAACUUAUGACAGGGGACAUUACAAAGAAAAAUGAAUCCAAAUUAGAGCGAGAACAAGCAAUGAAAUUACGACAACAAGACCGCAUAACUGCAGCAGAGGAAAUAUCGCUGAGGACAUUAGAUGAGAAGGAAAGAUUGUCACUUGGUACUAGAUCACGAGGGACAUCAAGGGUGUCAUCUAGAGCAGGAUCUCCUACUCAAGCUAGAAAGGUUCAUUUUAAGACAGAAGAUGGUGAUAAGAAACAGAAGAACAAUAAUGAUCAACAGAGUACCAAACAAGUGCAAUAUGAACUACCAUUACAAAAUGGUGAUGUUGACAACCAAUCAAAACAUAAGAAAAAGAAACAUUCGAAGAACUCUGUUAAACCAAUCACAGACAAGAGCACAAAUGACAACAAAAUUCAACAACCAAUUACAAAUAAUAAUACUGGGGAAGUUAGUGAAAAAGAGGUGAAACAACUAGAGAAGAAACUGUCAACAAUCGAUGAACGUGCAUCGAGCCGAAACAGUGGUAAAUCAGAUGAAGUGAAACGAUAGCCGUAAUUAUAUUGUAAACAAAGGCAUUGAAGAAAUAACAAUUUAUAGGACACUGAAAUUUUUCAGUUAAUUUUGGUAUCAGAUGAUUUAAGUCUUAUUUAUAGAAGAUGUUCACACUGAUUUGUUUAGCCUAAACGUGCUGUUUACAGCAUCUUUGUUACUGUAUUUAAUCUAAAAUGACCUUUCAUAAUUGUAUAAACAGGUAAUUGAACAGCAAAUUGCACUUGUCUUUCUAUGCACCUGCCAUAGGCAACGGAGGCAUUAAGUGUUACCCUUGUCCAUCCAUCUAUACGUCUGUCCAAUUUUCAUUUCGGCACUCUCACUUAAGUUUACCUCAUGCACUCAUGCACUCAUACACAAUGUUAAGAACCUAAAACCUAAACAGUGAUUGAAUUUGGGUAGUGAGUCACUUAUGGUUCUAGAGUUAUGCCCUUUAUAACUUGGAAAAUUGAAAGUUUUUUCAUUUCUGCACUCUAACUUUUUCUCAUCCAAAUUUUAUGAAACUCAUACCCAAUGCCAAGAACCAAACCUAGUAGACAGAGUUCUAAUAUGAGCAGUGAGUCACUUACCGUUCUAGAGUUAUGCCCUUUAUAAAUUGGAAAAUUGCAAAAUUUUUUUGUUUCUGCACUCUUUCUUCAGUUCGUCUCAUCAAAAUUUUAUGAAACUUAUACACAACACAUAUACAGAGUUUGAAUUUGGGUUAUGAGUUAUUCACCGUUGUAGAGUUAUGCCCCUUUUUAACUUGAAAAUUGCAAAGCGUGAGCGGGGGCAUUUGUGUUCUCAGUCACAUUCUUCUUUUAUUCUAAUAUAAAUUUUUAAAAUGUAAUAGAUGUAAUAUGAAAAUCAUUGAACCUUCAUAAUUGUAUAUGUGUAAAUUGUAUUAUGAGAUUUUGCUUUUAGCAUAGUUAGCUCAAAAUAAAAUACUGAGAAUUUUUAUAGUUGAACUAUCAGUUACAAAAAUAUUGUGUUUCUUUUCAUAUUCCAUCCUUCUCAUAAUGUUUUUAUAGAAUCGAGGGUUUUUUUAUAUAAUGGUUUUAGCCCUUUUUCAUCCAAAAAAGUAAAAAAUCAAUCUGUUUAUGUUUUGUAAAAAUUAUCUUUUAGAGAAUCUUCAAAUUUCCAUUGUGUGUUGUUGAAAAUGUUUAUUUAAAUCAUAAGUACUCUUUCUAUAAAUAUAAUUAUUUUAGAUGUCUGAAAUCCUUACCAACCCUUAUUUUAACAAUGGUAAUGCUAUUACUUUCAGCUUAUUCUUGGAUGUAAAAUUGUAUUCAGACAUUUACAGUCAUAAUUGAAAUUGUUGAAAUUUUAAACAUAUUGCAACAAAUGCUAUGAAACAACCAUAAUUAUUGUUAAUUAUGUAAUAGAAACACAACAUUUUUUCAGUGGCAAUCUUGUCUGUACAUAUACUUUUAUAGUUUUUAAUAGAAAAAUGUAAAAAGCUUAAGACAUAAAUACCUCAAACCAGAAUGUCCUCAUUAUUGAAUAAACAUGGAUACCAAGAUGUGUGUGUCUAUUUAUUUUGAAUUGUGGUACAUUUUUUAUUUAGGCAAAAUUUAUAUGUAUGAUGGUUCAUGGCUUUUGUUUAUGUCUUUGUGUUUUAAGGUAGUAUGGUGUAUAGACAAAAAAUGACAGAUUUUUGUAAGGAAUAUACAGGGAAAAGGUAUUAUUAUGUGAAUAAUUAAAAGAAGACUUAAUAAUAGAUAUUUGAAAUAAAAUAUGAGAAGGUAUAGCUCUUACAAAUUGGUUUCAGAAAUUAAAGAAAUUAGGUCACUGUUCUUUUUUUUUGUUCUAAUAGAAAAUAGAAAGAUCAACUGUACACUCCUUCAUAAAAUUAAGUUACCCGACUUAUUUUCUAUUAUAAGGAAAUUUUAAAUCAAUAAAAAAUAAUCUGUAUUUGUAAAAUUAGUUGUAAUAACAAGCUGAACAGCUUUAAAAACAAUUUGCAUUCCUGCCACAAAAUUUUCUUAUUUCAAUUUCGACAUUGUUUUCUGCUAUUUUACAAUAAUUGUAUUUGUAAUAUAAUCACAUGACCUAUCAUAAAAAAAAUAAAAAAAUAAAAAUUUUAUAAUACUAAGCAGUUUAAGUCUACUGUAUUUAGAAAAAAAACCACAUAUUAAAUACCAUCAGGUAUGAUGGUGUUCUCACAUAUAACUUUGUUUAAAAUUUUGAAAUCUUUUAGAUAAAAUAUGUUUUUGGAGUCCAAAUUGCAACAAGAGGAACCAGUCAGUUUGUAAAAAAUAUGUAAAUUCAUGUUAUUCUUCCUAGCAAGGAAUACCCAUUCAUAAUAAUCAUUGUAAAUACUAGGAUAAAUCUUUGCAUAAAUGACUGACUCCACUAGUUAAUGCCAGUCCAGCUCAUUUUGGAUAAUAGAAAGAGUGUAAAAAUCAAUCUUUGUGUCUUGAUUAGAACAGGGACUUUUUAGCUAAAGUAAUUUAAAACAACAGAAGUUUGCACAUAUUUUGUACAAUUGAUUGUAACCUUAUUUCGGAUGUAUAGUGCAGUUUAUGAUUAUACUUAUUAUGAGAAAAUAUAAUCUUCAUGAAUAUUUGUAUAUUUGACCAUAUCAGGGAUCAUUGAAUUUAUACAUGAUUUUGCUAUAUAAAUAUAUAUAUUUAUUGGGAGGAUAAUCUGUUUUGAAACUUAUAAUUGUACAUUGAAAAAGGUUUUUGAUAAUCUUUAUGACAAAUGCUCAUUUUGUAGAAAGCAUGGUUUUGUAAUAUGUUUAUUUUUCCAGUCUGAUUAAGAAUGAAUUUUGCUUGUACAAAGUUAAAUAAGUGUUUUAAUGGUAAACACAUGACAAAAUCGAAGAAAUUUCUUAGUCAAUGUUAAAGAAAAUUAUUUUUAGAACUUUUCAAAUGUACAGAAAUGUAUGGCUUUCUAUAUACUACGUUAUGAAGUGUAUAAAUAUGAGAAAGAUAGAAAUACGAAAAACGACCGUAAAUAGAAGCAGACAUAAGAAUUUGCAUUUAAUCUUAUUGACACAGUUACAUUUUUCUUGUAGACUUAAAAUCAUGACACAUUGUUUUAUGCCAUUUUACCCUUAGUGACACAGUUGCAUUUUUCUUGUAAACUUAAAAACCAUGACAAAUUGUUGAAUGAGUAUAAAUGAGGUUAAUUUCUAUUUGUUAGAUAUCCAAGACAGUAUUAGCAGUUGCCAACACUUGUCAACUGUUGUCACCUAUUAACUUUUAAGGAAUUUCCUCCUUUUGAAGUUAUGUACGAAAAUUUACCUUGAUUUUAUUUAUAUCUGUUUAGUUUACUUGUUACAAUACUGUUCUUGAUACAGUACCAAAAGGAAAAUUUGAUAAGACUGACUAUGUAUAGCAUUAAGUGUAUUGGUAAAAAUGUUUUUGUACGAUAAGUGUGAAAGAGUGAUAUAUGGAGUAUUACAGAGACUUAUCUGUAGUGUCAGGUUUGGAAAAUGACUCCUAGAUAUUUAUUAUACAACUACAAUCAUUUUUUUUUUCCCAUAACAAUUACAUAUGUUGGAGAUCUCAUUUGUAAUGCCAUAAGCACUUUUUUUAACAAUGAUUACUAAUUAAUUUUUAUGCAAAUAGAAAGGAAAAUAGUUGAGUGGAGAAAUGAUUAGUUUUUAUACGCCCAUUUACGGUAUACGGUUGUCCGUCCGUCGUCAACAUGACCGACAAUAACUCAAAAACGCUUUAACCAAUUUGCAUGAAACUUUGUUGAAUUGUUUAUAUCUAUUGACAUGAGCUCCUUUCGAUUUUUUAUAAAUUUUAGAUUUUAUAUUUUCGAGUUAUGGGGUUUUAUUCAUCAAAAAAGGGGGAUUUUCCAGUUUUCGGCCAAUAACUCAAAAAUGCUUUGAGCAGUUUUCGUGAAACUUUGGUGAAUUGUUUAUAGCUAUUGACAUAAGCUCCCUUUCAAUUUUUGUUGAGCCUGCAACUUUUGUCGCAAAUGCGAGACAUAGCAAUCCUACAUUCCGUCAUCUGCGUCGUCCACAAAUAAUCACUCUGUGGUUAAAAUUUUUGAAAUUUCAAUAAAUUUCUUAAACUAUCCUGGAUUUCUACCAAACUUGGACAGAAGCUUGUAUAUGAUCAUAAGAUAGUAUCCAGAAGUAAAUUUUGUAAAAAAAAAUCCUGUUUAUCCGUAUUUUACUUAUAAAUGGACUUAGUUUUUCUUCCAGUUAACAUUACAUUCUCUCUGUGGUUAAAGUUUUUAAAAUUUUAAUAACUUUCUUAAAUUAUCCUGGAUUUGUACCAAACUUGGACAGAAGCUUGUUUAUGAUCAAAAGCUAGUAUCUAGAAGGAAAUUUUGUAAAAAUUAUUUCCUGUUUUUCCAUAUAUUACUUAUAAAUGGACUUAGUUUUUCUUCCAUUUAACAUUACAUACAGUCUGUCCUGGAUUUUUACCAAACUUGGAUAGAAGCUUCUUACAAUCAAAAGAUAGUAUCUAGAGGAAAAUUUUUAAUAACUUUUCCCCCAUUUUUGUUGAGCCUGCGACUAACAGCAAAAGUAGGCGAGACACUGGGUUCCACGGAACCCUUUCAAAUUUUUAUAAAUUUUAGAUUUUAUGUUUCCGAGUUAUAGGAUUUUUUCGUAAAAAAAGGAUUUUCCAGUUUUCGGACAAUAACUAUAAAGUUCUUUGAGCAGUUUUCAUGAAACCUUGGUGACUGGUUUAUAUCCAUUAAAAUAACCUCCCUUUAGUUUUUUUUAUAAAUUUCUGAUAUGACAUUGUGGAGUUAUGGAAUUUCAUUCUUUGAAAAAGCGAAGGGAGUAUCAUGCGCUCAUGGCAGAGCUCUUUAUUAAAAUUGCUUGACCAGUUUGAAUUAUUUUAAACUUAAGGAAAUAUCUUCAUGUUAUUUCACAAAUUUUAAUUGUUGAAUAAUAAUUCUAUAAUUUAAAAUAUGAAGUAUUGCUUUUAUACUCUACAGAACUAAAUUGAAAUGGCAAUAGUUCCAAUACUCUUAUCAUCAAUACUUCAAUGAUAAAUAUUUUUGUUAAACCUUUGAUUUCAAUAGAAUUUCUUAAUAUUUUCAAAUAGAAAGAAUUUUGAAAAUUAUGUAUAAUAAGAAAUUACUGUAAAUUCAAAUUAAUGUUUUGUUUUCAUUCAUUUGAAAAAUGUAACAGGAGAAAAAUUGUAUUAAAAAAGAUAUGCAUCCUAAUUUUUGUAUGGAAAUGUUCUAUUACAGCUUAUUCAACAUUUAAAAUUUUACAUUAUCAAAGAUCCACAUGACCGAUUCAUACACAUUCAGUAGUAUUUGUAGGUAGUUUUGUAAUUCUAACAGACAAUGGCAAAUGGUGCUGUUGACUUCUCACCAUGGAGAAAUUAUCUUUUAUAAUUGGCAUUGGAUUAAUUAAUCAUUGUGAUAAUUCUACUUAAUUCAUAACUAAUUAGUUGAUUAUGGGUCAUCAUUUACUAUUUUUGUCAUUAUGUCACUUGGACUGUGGUAAUAUUUAUUGCUUUGAAGAAAAUCUUUAAAAUGCGAUCAAUCCAUCUCAUUUGAAUUUAAAUUUAAGAAAAUUAAUUUGGAUUUUCUUUUCUUUUUUUUUUUUUUAGAUUUCUACUCUUUAAAUAACUAUAGAGUAAUUGGACAGUUACAACACUAGAUAACAAACAGAAAUUGUAUUUUAUAAAUAACAUGUAUGCUGAAAUACCUCUAACAUUUGUGAUCAAAGUAGUUUCCAUUUAAGAUUAGUAAUUAUUUUUAAAAUGCAGUAGAUUUAAUCGAAACAAUCCUUUUUUUAACUCUCUAUGAUAAUGCUGACAAUAUGAAAAUUUGGAUUUUAAUGAAACAUAUUCUGUUAAAAUUAAUAAUAAUGAUCAAUUUGAGAUUCCUUGAAUUGUGGUAAUUUCAUUUAAAUCAGAUAUUGAAAACACUUUGUAAAGUUUCUAAUGGGACAAUACUAAGCUCAUUAAAUUUCCCUGAAAUUAAUUCUGCUAAAAUUUGUAUUAAAGAUUAUUUUAUUCUUGUUUGAAAUAGCCAUUUACAUGUUUGCCUAUUUUUACAGGCCUAGCUGUAAACAAAUUGAAAAGUAAAACAGGAGUGAAAUGUUAUACCAGAUAAUUAUUUGUACCGGUAUGUACCAGUAGGUCAGAGAUCACUUGGUGUUUUUAGUUGUUGUCAUUUUUUACUGUGAUAUUUAUAUUCCUUCCACUUUACUUAUAUGAUAUUAAAAUUUUAGCUGUUAUAUUGCCAGAUAUUAAUAAAUUUAUCUUGACAAAA